CUUUUGGCUAUGUUAGUGAUUGGAAUGGCAUAUUGUAGUAAAGGAAGUAUGAAUCAUUUCAAAACCAAUCCAAACUUGGAUCUGUCAAGUUGGGUAAAUAAAACUGAGAGAAAUGUAAAUAUUAUCAUCCCUAUAAUUCAAUUGGUGAGACUUAUACAUAAAAGCUUUGUGACUUAUAAUAUUGAUUAUACAAAGAUAGUUCAUCUCUGAAACACUAUUGUAGAUUUAGUUUUAAGAAUAUUCCAUUGUGACUCCCUGAGUUGAAUAACUCCUGAAGUCGUCAUUGUCAAAAUUUUCAGGGAAGUCAGAAACUUUAGCAGAGGAAUCAUUACAGAAAUAUAUUAUGGAUAUUUAAACCUACUUGCCUUAUAUCUUAAGAAAGAGCUUGGCAUUAUUACCAAAAUUAUUGAAGAUAAAGGCUUCCAGUCUUUUAAUCAGAGUUCACACUGCAUUCGUAUGAGGAUUGGGCAAUAUUAUAUGCAAACUUUUGUUGGUGGCAAUACCUCUGAGUGUUCAGAGUUUGAUCAGAUCAUCCAUAAUUUCUCAGAACAGCAAGUUGACGACUGAAGAAGUUUCUUAUACUCAGGUUUUCUCAUACUAGCUACUAUCUUCCUUUUUCUUUUAAAUUGGUUGAUCUCCAAACAAAUAACCCAAGAAUACAGAACCUACAAAGCCCUAAAAUCGCUUCAAAACACAUCUCCUUCAACUCCAUCUGCCAACUCCAUUGAAAUUCCAAACAUACCGCACCCCUCAGCCACUCCCCAAAGUGCUAACCUAAUUUCCUUCUCAUCCUCAACCUAG
Messenger RNA from Moneuplotes crassus, 801 nucleotides. NCBI's taxonomy places the organism in Eukaryota, Ciliophora, Spirotrichea, Euplotida, Euplotidae. The record is from the annotation of a GenBank genome assembly.